AUGAAGACAUUCUUCAGCGAUCUUGAUGUACUGGAAAAAAUUCUCGAAUUGGUCUAUGAUCGCGCUAAAGUAGUUACGGGAAUUUUUCGUGCAACACACGACGAAGCUCUAUGUGCUGUUCUUCGUUGGUCAGGACUUGUUGAACAUAGUAGUAGAAAGAUUUGGUAUACACAUGUGUAUCGAAUGGGAAUAAUCAUGUUGAAUUUGAUUGAUCGACGACAAGUGACCAAUGCGAUCUGUAUUCAAUUUAUUCAAGCACUUCAGCAGAGAAUAGUUGAUAAUGAAGAAUCAGACGAGGACGCAGAGAGUAUUAAUCCCAUGAUGGAUCCAUUCUUUGUUGUGAAUGGUCUCGAUGCACGUGUCGAUAUGGUUGACAGUCGUUUGAAUGUUGUGACCGAGCAAGUAGAAGAGCAAGCACGCGAAAUCGAGCGGAUUGAUGCAAAAACUUUGAGCUAUGUUCCUGGCGACUGGGGCUGUGAAGUCACCAAACUGCUCAAUCGUCAAGCCAACAACGACUGGCGUUUGCUUAAACGCUUCGGCUGUUCGACCAGUGAACUACGUCAUUGGGCCCUGCAAGCAGAUCCGACGAUGACUCUUCUUAACGAAUGGUUCAUGGCACACAAAGCCGACGAAGCAACCUAUGGUCUAGAGAAGAUACUUGACAACCAUUUUGACACUGAAGAGUCACCUGGAAGAAGCUGGCUACUUAUGUUGGAUGAACACAGGCUAGAUGGGUGGCGGCGACAAAUUGUUCGCGAAAAUCGACAGUGGCAUUCGUGGAGCAAAAGUAGUGAUAUGUUGCAUGAACAGGGCCUAUGCUCAGUCGGACAACUGUUCACGUGA
Didymodactylos carnosus is the source of this 843-nucleotide messenger RNA. Lineage: Eukaryota; Metazoa; Rotifera; Eurotatoria; Philodinida; Philodinidae. The record is from the annotation of a GenBank genome assembly.